AUGAAUCAUGCACAUAAGAACGAAUGCGGAAAACAAGUGAAUGAAGAUGUUACAAAAAAAGCGAGUGUCAGCGAACGACCAAAAAGUUCAUUGGACAUUUACAAAUUUCGUCGCGACACAUCAUACAUAAGUCCUAUUCAUCGACGCGUCAUCGCUACUUCAAUACGCAUUACUUCAGUCCAGUGCAGCAUGCGAAAGGCACAAGUGCGUAACGACACGAAAGUGACAGGUCAUUUUGGCGGGAGCCCGGCCCGCCAUGUCUGGCAUUGGGUUCUUUAUAAUAUCUACAUCGGUACCGGUUGUACGCACCACGCGACACUCGGCCUGCGUCGCGACAAUUUAUUUCGGUUCGGGGCAAUGCACUUAUCGCACGCAGCCCUGAGAUCUGCGCGACGAAUAAACGAGAGUAAACAUGAAACGCGAAGGGAAAAAAAUAAAUGCAAAGUUGACAGUGAUAAAUCAAGGCUGCUAAAAUGGUUGCCUUGCCGAGGUCCCCGCUCACGGUCCGCUAACAUCCACUAG
This is a messenger RNA of Arctia plantaginis, 522 nucleotides long. NCBI's taxonomy places the organism in Eukaryota, Metazoa, Arthropoda, Insecta, Lepidoptera, Erebidae. The record is from the annotation of a GenBank genome assembly.